AUGUCAACUCUAUUGAGGUUAAGAUAUGCCUCUGACCCUAACGCUGAUACUUUCUUUCAAUGGGAAGGCUCUGUAUACUGCUUCAUGCCAAACGAACCUCCUAAAAAAGUAUUUAAAUGCAUUGGUAUGAACGUUUCCCGUGCCAAGAUUGAAGAUGGCAAAUUAUGGGUGCAAGGUAGAGAGCUGACUUAUUAUCUGGACCCUACCACAGGUGAAAAAUUGACGAGAUGGGAUAAUCCUUGGACAGGAGAAAAGGACUUACCAGUUGUCCAUAUCGCAAAUGAUCCUGUUCAGAUGGCCCUGCCUGCUCGCAUCCCGCUCGACAUCCCUUUGUUUUACCCAAGCCCACUUGGCGAUGAAAAGUUUAAAGAUCAUGAUCCUAACAAGAUGUACCAGGCUGGUGAAUUCUUUACAUUCAAAUGCAACACCAAGGACCUUGACUCGGACCAGACGAUCGAUCAUGUAGAAGUGAACUGGACGAGAGUAUCAAGGUUCAGUCCGUUCAUGAAAAUGAAGGACAAUACUGGAUAUCUUGUAUUCCACUGCACUGGAUUCAAACUACCUCAGGGAUCUACUGUAGAUGAUCUUGACCCCCUCUUGGUGAACGAGAUCAAGAGGGAUAUGACGGCUUAUGCAACUGCACCAGCCGAAUAUAAUCCAAACGCAAAGAAUGUCACAAGUUGGACCUACUUUAGAGAUAACUUUGAUACUAUUGUCAGUAAAGGAGCAAACUAG
Molecule: messenger RNA, 735 nt
Organism: Rhizopus microsporus ATCC 52813
Lineage: Eukaryota; Fungi; Mucoromycota; Mucoromycetes; Mucorales; Rhizopodaceae
Product: DUF1838-domain-containing protein
Exons: 4
Coding region: 1-735 (244 amino acids)
Source: RefSeq, a predicted model, not a curated record